CAAUCUUUUAGAACAAUCUAUGAAGAUAUUUUAAGCUUAUUCGGCCUAGAGUAUAUGCACAGUUCGUCGUUAGCGUUCGGUUAGUUCAUUAGGAAUACAAACGGAAGAUACAAGUGAUUUCCCUUUUUUUUCUCUCUCUCUCUCUUCUUCCUUUGUUUUAUUCUUACAAUGAAAAGUUGUACUCACACUAGCGUACAACAUGUCAUGUUAACUUGCAUAGCGUGUACUGAAGAAAGCAAUUCCUCAUACGUAACAAGUGAAACACUAGACACAUCUAGAAAUGAACAAUGUGAAAAGGGUAUCGAGCAGCUCUCUCAGACAGAAACUGUAAGGUACGAAGAAGGAGGUUCAUAUCCAUGGAUAGUUGUUCUUUGUACCUUUUUUAUCCUUACCGUUGGCCUAGCAACAGGACAGUCAUGGUAAAGUGAAAUGAAUUAGGUGUCAUGCAAAAUUACUAUGAACAGCAUAAUCUGGGCAACGACGAUCCGACAACUUUGUCCCUACGACUUAGCUUUGCACAGACAAUAUAUAAUAUGCUUAUUAAUGUGUUGAGCCCUAUAUCUCAAUUGCUCUUGAAUGUAUUGGGGCCAAAGAACACAUUGGUCGCUUCC
Rhizopus microsporus ATCC 52813 is the source of this 611-nucleotide messenger RNA. RefSeq lists its product as uncharacterized. The record is from RefSeq and is a predicted model, not a curated record. The transcript is spliced from 3 exons. The coding region runs from base 169 to 423 and encodes 84 amino acids. NCBI's taxonomy places the organism in Eukaryota, Fungi, Mucoromycota, Mucoromycetes, Mucorales, Rhizopodaceae.